Molecule: messenger RNA, 1222 nt
Organism: Sinocyclocheilus grahami
Lineage: Eukaryota; Metazoa; Chordata; Actinopteri; Cypriniformes; Cyprinidae
Product: gastrula zinc finger protein XlCGF8.2DB-like
Exons: 1
Coding region: 1-1116 (371 amino acids)
Biological process (GO): regulation of transcription by RNA polymerase II
Molecular function (GO): RNA polymerase II cis-regulatory region sequence-specific DNA binding; DNA-binding transcription factor activity, RNA polymerase II-specific
Source: RefSeq, a predicted model, not a curated record
AUGGCGUUGAAAGAGAAGAUUUUGAAUGAAACGGAAGAGAAAGAUCAAAAUGGUCAUGAGCAUGAUUUUCAAACUGAAGAAAAAUCAAGUAGUUGCUCACAUGAAAAGACUUCAUCACCAAAAAACACAAAAACACUCGCUACAAACCUUAAUUCCCACAUGAAAAUUUAUACUGGAGAGAGACCUUUCACCUGCCAACAGUGUGGAGAAAUUUACAAUGGAAAAGAAAGCCUUAAAGUCCACAUGAAAACUCACAUUGAAAAGAACCUGUUGAUAUGCUCUCAGUGUGGAAAGAGUUUUACACAGAAAAGAACCCUUAAUUCCCACAUGAGAACUCACACUGGAGAGAGACCUCACUCCUGCAAACUGUGUGGGAACAGUUUUACACGAAAUGGAGAUCUCAAGACUCACAUGAGCACUCACAGUGAAGAGAAGCCAUUUGAAUGUGAUCAGUGUGGAAAGAGUUUUACACUGAAAAAAAACCUAUACGUCCACAUGAGAAUUCACAAUGGAGAGAAGCCUUACACCUGCCCUCAGUGUGGGAAGAGUUUCUCACGUAAAGAAAACUUCAAGACUCACAUAAGAAGUCACACUGGAGAGAAACCAUACAUAUGCUCUCAGUGUGGAAAGAGUUUCACUGAAAAGGGAACCCUUAAUACCCACAUGAGAAUUCACAUUGGAGAGAAACCUUUCACCUGCCUUCAGUGUGGAAAGUGUUUCACGAUUAAAGGAAACCUAAACACUCACAUGCGGAUUCACACUGGAGAGAAGCCAUUCACAUGUGAUCAGUGUGGAAAGAGUUUCAGACAUAAUGUAAACCUUAAUAAUCACAUGAAGAUUCACUCAAGAGAGAAGAGUUUUAAAUGUCAUCAGUGCAAAAGGAGUUUUACAGACACAAAUCAUCUUAAGAAUCAUGUUAAAAUUCACAUUGGAAAAAAGCCUUUCAUGUGCCAUCACUGCGGAAAGAGUUUCUCAAAAGGAGGACACCUCAAGGUUCACUUGAGAAUUCACACCGGAGAGAAACCUUUCACCUGCGGACAGUGUGCAAAGAGUUUCAGUCAGAAAAUAACCCUUCAGCUUCACAUGAGAGUUCACACUGGAGUGUCUCGAGUGUGAGAAGAGUUUCACAUGUCAAAAACUGAAAUGGCAUUUGCAAACUCAUUCUGGGAAGAAAUUCCUGUUAGAGUGACAAGAGGUUUAGAAAAAGGAGUAAUUUCUACAA